AUGACUUCGACUCACAAGAGUUCCAAAUACAUCCUUAACGUCGUGGAUGCUUACACGAAAUUUACAUGGAUUUACCCUGUUAAGACUUCAACCAUGGAAAAGACUUUAGAGAAACUAAGACUACAACAACAAACUCUUGGAGCACAUGAAAGAAUUAUUACUGAUCGAAAGGCUGCUUUUACUUCAAGAGACUUCCAGGAGUACUGUAAUAGUGAAAAUAUAACACACUAUACAAUUACCCCCGGACAACCCAGAGGAAACGGCCAAGUUGAGUACAUCCAUCAGAUUAUCAUCGCCGUGUUGACCAAACUAAGUGCUGAUGACCCGACUAAAUGGUAUCGCCGUGUGUCCAAAGUACAACGAUGUUUGAAUGGAACAUACCGAAGAAGUAUAAGAAUGACACCAUUUGAACUGCCUUUUGGCACUAAAAUAAGAGAUAAAGAUGAUUAA
Messenger RNA from Parnassius mnemosyne (clouded apollo), 450 nucleotides. The record is from the annotation of a GenBank genome assembly. NCBI's taxonomy places the organism in Eukaryota, Metazoa, Arthropoda, Insecta, Lepidoptera, Papilionidae.